AUGUCAAGUUCAUUAAACUCACCAAAAUCAACGUCGCCAGUUUCACAAGGAAAUGUGACACCGACAAACGAAAACGAGGGACUAACUGUUGAGUUGAGUUUCCCAGUACUGGACUAUGUCAACGAAAUACGGUUUAAACAUGGAAUAAAACUGGAAGAAUACAAACGGUACCAUAACUUUUGUUCGAGGAAGUUGCAUAAUCUGAGGAAGCAGUUGAAGCCGCUUCCAACUAAAUCGAACAAGUAUGUACACGAGGAAUUUCCAGUUCCAUUGAACGAUAAGAGGUAUGUAAGGGUGUUGUAUAAAGUAAUUUGUAGAUACCUGGAGAUUCUUACAGUAAGGUGUGAAAGGUCGUGGUCGCACGGAAUGGACCUUAAAUCGAAAUGUGAAACAUCAACAAUGAACAAUAGCCGCGGAAGACACUAUUAUAUGCGGAAGUUCGGAAAAGCGUACCGACUGUCAGUGCUGUUGCUGGAAUACUCACAAAAGUACGGGAACAAUAGAACAGUAAACAACGCUAAGGUGUAUAAAAAUUUCAUGGAGGGAGUGCUGAGAUACGAGCAGGAAAAGUUCGAAGAAGCACACCAGUGCCUGUCAGCAUACUCAUCAGUGAUGGAGCAGAAGCUGAGAGCAACAUCAGGACAGAAGGCGUCGGAAGGAUACAACUCGCAGCUGUCGCAGCUAAACGCAAUGGUGAAGAUGUGCAGCUUCCACAUGAAGGUUAUCGGGAAGAAGAUCGCGACGACGCAGAAGAGCCAGCACGAGGACAGCAACGCACAGCUGAUCAUGGUGAGGAAGACGGAAGAAAACAACUACGUGGUGCACUGCAGAGGAGUAGAAGUGCCGCUGGAGUCGCAGCUGCUCCCGCAGAAAGUAAUGGACGCACUGGACUCGAUAGAUAAGCUGCACCUGACUGAAGAACUGUUAAGCUCGCUCAGCGGAGCGGAGGACCUGCCAAGGAGGCUGAGCGAAGAAGUGACCUCGAAGUUCACGAAGCAGGAGCUGCUGAACAACUACGACGAAGUGACAUCGCUGUUCAACGGGUGCUCAGAGGACGUGUACUCAGAGUUGAUGUCGAACAUGGAAAACCAAGAGCAAGUGCGAAAGCUGGAAGACUCCCUGCGAAUAAUGAAGUCGUUGCUGGAGGUGGAGAAGCACUUGGUGCUGCUGACGUUGACCCUGAACGAGCUGCUGUGUGAAGUAGGCCACGAGCCGCUGCCGAACUCAAGUGAGGGAAUGAGGUACGCAAACAUACUGAAGCAGCACCUGGCGUCGCUGAUAGAGGACGCAACCUUCGGAACAAACUUCCUGGCGCCAAACGAGGUCGUGAGGACGGUUAACGCACUGCUGCUGAGCGUGCACAGCUUCAGAAACGGAGACCUCAAGGAAGGAAUGGCACUCGCGCACUGGUCUAACAGCAGGUCCACGAUGAACCUGGAAGCGCCGGAGAGGCAGAGGAACAGACUGCUGUGGAGAUGCAUAGUGUCGUUCGGCAACCUCCAGUCCAUGUGCUCACUGGUGUCGAACAGGUACUACCAGCGACUGUUCGCACUGUUCGCGAGAGAACGGGAAAGGGAAAGCGCGGAGGCAAACGAGGACGAGGCGGUGAUGGACAUAUUCAACAUAGAGAAGAAGCUGGUGUUCUGCAGACCACUGCUCUUCGAUCUGGCAUUCAUAUACUACGAGCCGCCAGACCUGCACACGGGAACCAGGUUCAAGGGUAAGUUGGAAGACUCACAAGACGCAUUAGGAGUGAGAAACAUACUCUCGUCGCUCUGGAACUGA
Molecule: messenger RNA, 1785 nt
Organism: Theileria orientalis strain Shintoku
Lineage: Eukaryota; Apicomplexa; Aconoidasida; Piroplasmida; Theileriidae
Product: signal recognition particle subunit
Exons: 8
Coding region: 1-1785 (594 amino acids)
Biological process (GO): SRP-dependent cotranslational protein targeting to membrane
Cellular component (GO): signal recognition particle, endoplasmic reticulum targeting
Molecular function (GO): endoplasmic reticulum signal sequence receptor activity; signal recognition particle binding; 7S RNA binding
Source: RefSeq, a predicted model, not a curated record